Malania oleifera is the source of this 1406-nucleotide messenger RNA. RefSeq lists its product as uncharacterized. Gene Ontology annotation, biological process: exonucleolytic trimming to generate mature 3'-end of 5.8S rRNA from tricistronic rRNA transcript (SSU-rRNA, 5.8S rRNA, LSU-rRNA). The record is from RefSeq and is a predicted model, not a curated record. Bases 152 to 1120 code for a protein of 322 amino acids. NCBI's taxonomy places the organism in Eukaryota, Viridiplantae, Streptophyta, Magnoliopsida, Santalales, Ximeniaceae. Gene Ontology annotation, molecular function: 3'-5'-RNA exonuclease activity; nucleic acid binding. The transcript has 7 exons.
AACUGUUUUCCCAUCCCCAAUUCAAUUUUUCUGUGCUCUCCGUCGCGGUGAAAGCGGCGAAACCACCAACGUAUAUAUAUUUAUACCUUUAAAAAUCCCAAAUAAAGCUUCGUCCGAACUCAAGCUCAAAAAUCUGCACAGAGAAGCGACCAUGGCAUUUUCUAGAUUCUCCUUGGCUAGGGUUUCUGCUCUGUGCAGUGUGUCUUUCUCAUCUUCAAUUCCUGUAUCUCCCCUCACUCUGUUGCUCCCCCAAAUCCGGAACUUCACUCUCUCAGGUUCAAUCCGAUCGCAAGACUCCUCCCCUUUAGUCAUUUCUCCUUCCCCCAAGAAGACCGGCCGGUGGAAACCAAUGUGCUUGUACUACACGCAGGAUAAGUGCACCAAGAUGGAUGAUCCUAUUCAUCUAGAAAAAUUCAAUCACAGUUGCUCUGUGGAGCUUCAAGCAAAUACCAAUGAAUUCAAGCAUAUACGCUCUCAGCACCUGGACUUUUUUCUAGUGCUUGAUUUGGAGGGGAAAGUUGAGAUUCUUGAGUUUCCAGUUGUGAUGAUUAAUGCAAAAACCAUGGAUGUUGUCAAUUUUUUUCACAGGUUUGUCAGACCUUCAGAAAUGAGUGAGCAAAAAAUAAAUGAAUAUAUUGAAGGAAAAUAUGGAAAAUUUGGAGUCGAUCGUGUGUGGCAUGAUACUGCUAUUCCAUUUAAAGAAGUUAUUCAUCAAUUUGAAGCUUGGAUGAUAGAGCAUCAGCUGUGGGGAAAGGGGCGAGAUGACCGUCUUAAUCGAGCUGCAUUUGUCACUUGUGGUAAUUGGGAUUUGAAAACAAAAAUCCCUCAGCAAUGCAAAGUGUCAAGGAUGAAGCUUCCUGCAUAUUUUCUGGAAUGGAUUAAUAUUAAGGAUGUCUAUCUAAAUUUCUACAAGAGAAGGGCCACUGGAAUGAUGACAAUGAUGAAGGAACUUCAGAUGCCAUUGUUGGGAAGUCACCAUCUUGGGAUUGAUGACACAAAGAACAUAGCAAGGGUGUUGCAACGCAUGCUUGCUGAUGGUGCUCUUAUGAAGAUUACUGCAAGGAGGAAUCCUGAUUCUCCUGAAAAUGUUGAAUUCCUCUUCAAGAACCGUAUAAGAUGAGCUGCGGCUGCUUUGGUUUACAGAGUCCUGGGAUGAAUUCCUUGGCUUGCUAUUUCUCCGGCCAAAACUCAAGAUUUCAAUGACACAAUGAGAUUCAAGUCAAAUUGUGGGCAGGCAGUAUGGAUGGGAAAUGAGAUGAAAGCUGUGGAUAGAUGCCCUUUUUUCCUGCUAUGGUGGUUGACCCAUUUUUUAAUGUUGUCCAUGUAUCCGUUUGGAAUGAAUAUCACUUUGUCAUGCUCAUUGAGAAAAAAAAAAAAAAAAUUGCUAAAUUGAAUUGAAGGCUCAA